Messenger RNA from Capsella rubella, 2431 nucleotides. RefSeq lists its product as uncharacterized. The coding region runs from base 133 to 1980 and encodes 615 amino acids. Lineage: Eukaryota; Viridiplantae; Streptophyta; Magnoliopsida; Brassicales; Brassicaceae. The transcript is spliced from 8 exons. The record is from RefSeq and is a predicted model, not a curated record.
UUUUCUCCGAUUUCAAAUUCUUCUGAAUCGCCAUGGACGCGUGAUAUGAAAUCUCUCCUUCCUCCUUCAUCGCCUUCGCGAAUUAGCAGCGUGUGAUCCAAGAUUCCGCGACGGUUUUUAGGUUAAUCAGUGAUGAGAAGAAGGAAUCACCGAACGAAAGCUGACGAAACCCUGAAGAAGACCGAUCCACGAAAAAAUGGGUUAAAGUUUACUGAUCCGUCGAUCUCUCGAGCAGAUUCAGAUUUGAAACGCAGGAGAAGGGUGAGUUUCGACGAUGUCGAUCAUCAGAGCUCCUUAAACGAAGCUCAGGUCGGACGAUCUAUUGAUGCCAAGACCUCUGAGUUUGCUUUCUUUAAGAAGUUAAAGUCUGGUUUUGGUCACUCCUCUGAUUCUUCUGACUCUAAUAAAUCAUCAAAUAAAGUCGAGCAAAAUCCGAAAACUUUCGAAUCCAGAGUCAAACCUGGAGAAUAUGCAGCAGAAACAGACCGUGAAGCUAAUGAUAGAUCCAAGAGUUAUAGCUUCUCCACACCCAUUCAUAGUGCUAGACGUGGUUCAUGUGGCUCUGCUAUGGUACCUGUCAAUUUGACUCAAAUGGUUAGAGAAAAAUAUCCGGGGAAAUCUUCUUCAUCAUUCAGUAGAGAUAAGGACUCAGUUCCAAGUGGCAACAACCUGAGAUCUGCAAGUGGAGGAAUCAGUGAUGAGAAAGGAGACAUAUUCUUUAUGAAGAGAAAGAAACUGCAUCAGUGGGUCAAAGAUACAUUGUUUUCUGAAAUCCCUGAGGUUACCUCAAACGGAAACGGGCACGAUUUAGUUUCUGUUCUCUUAACUCGGCUAUUCCCUGAUACGGAGGAGACACAUCCCUCUAGGUUUUCCACAGAGAGGACGGAUAGAGUCAAUAGAAGAACGUUUGUUGAUUCUCCUGGCUCAAAGUUUCUCAAGAGGUCUCAUCAAAGCUAUACAGAAGUUGACUACAGUCUGCAAAUGGAAAGGGACAGAUUGAUCUCUUGGCAGGGAUGGCUGGAAAAAGACAUUAUCCCGAGGCUGCAGUUUUCAACAGGUCAUGUUCAGAGCAGUAUCAGGCCAAGAGAUCCCAAAGAGAUUAGCUUUCCCAUCUUAUAUCCUAAGGAAUCAGUUUAUCGACCUGAAGAGAUUAGCUUUCCCAUCUUAUAUCCUAAGGAAUCAGUUUAUCGACCUGAAGAGAUUAGCUUUCCCAUCCUAUAUCCUAAGGAAUCAGUCUAUAGACCUCCACUGUUGAAACAGAAGGCGUGCCAGUUAUUUCCUGUUGAAGAAAAUUUGGAGCGUUCUCCCAUAUCUAGGCUCCAUUUCAGAAACUGCAAUCCUGUUUCACUGAAUUAUCAUAGGGAAGAUAGUGGAUACAGCUCAGAGGACUUAUCACAUGAACAUAGAGACCCUUCAUCUGCAUUACUUCUCGAGUGGAAUACGGAAACCGCAAGCACCAGAAAGACAGAUGAUUAUCCACUUAGUUAUCACACAAGACUUAUCACGUAUCCAAAUGCAUCCUCAUUACUGACUGAUAAUCCAUGGAGCUCUGAAUAUUCACCAUCCCAUGAUUUGGUUGCAAGGGAGCUGGACCCUUUACCUCUGCUCUCUCAUUACACUUCAGGCAGUUUCUUCUUACCACCAACAAAGAUAACUAGCCAUUUUGAGCAUGAACUCGAGAGGCAUAUUAUUGAUGACGAAGAUGCAGUUGCUGCAAAUCAGAUUCUCCAGACAUCUCACCGAACAGAUAGCUCAGACUCUUUAGCCAGAGACUACACAUACUAUCAUAAUUUUUCAAACUCUCCAGUGGAUCAUUGCCCUUUUAAAGUCCCUGGAUAUGAAAUAGUAUCCUUCCCAUAUUCCAGCGUCAGCAAUUCACAUUUGUUGGAAGCGUCAAGUCCUACACAGAGUGCUCGUUUUAAGUCUCAUGAUUUGAUACCCUUUCAGUUUCAAUCACCUCAAGCUUGGAUUGAUUCAUAGAAUGGCUACGAGCUUAAAGCAGCAACAACCGAGACGAACUAUUCGAACCGAGUUUGGUUGCCAUAGGUCAGCAUCUCUCUGACUUUUGAAGAUUAUUGUGUCAUGUCCUUGUUCUGCAUUCGUUUUAAUGAACACAUUUAAGUCAAAAGACAUAGGAAUUGAUGAUAUCUAGUUCUUGUCCAAACUACAUUACUGAUGAAUUGAUUGAAGGAGAUAUAGAUGAAGGAUAUGAUUCGACAUAGACUGAGGAUAUAUGGUUGAGAUGUUAAAAGAUCGUUUAAAUGAAAGUUAUUCAUGGGGACAUUAGUAAUUGGUCACCAUUCUUGACGAUUUUUCUUCUUUUUGUUUAUGACCUCUGUUUUUUUUUGUUGUUGUUGAUGAAUCUCUCUUUGACCCUUCUCAACUACCAAAGUAGUUGGAACUCAUUUUCUUAAACGAGAUUAAGGUGGGA